Molecule: messenger RNA, 2644 nt
Organism: Aedes albopictus (Asian tiger mosquito)
Lineage: Eukaryota; Metazoa; Arthropoda; Insecta; Diptera; Culicidae
Exons: 2
Coding region: 257-2290 (677 amino acids)
Source: RefSeq, a predicted model, not a curated record
UAAGACCCUACGAACAGGACAGUCAAUGCUCAAAGACUCAAUAACAGCCAGAGUACCUAACGCAAUUUCCGAAAGCUUUUUUGCGUCGCAAGAGAGGUUCUACAAUGACAACGUAGCAACAACGACGGCGACCACAAAACGUAAGUUCGAACGGAUCCUUUCGGCUACAGCGGGUCACUAGAAUACUAACACCAUCGCGCCCAAUGACCGAGCAAUCCAUAAUGCAACUAGCAUAGUCCUCCCGCCGGAGGCGUCGAUGCUGCUCAGCCUUGGCCCCAAAUUUGCUUUGCCAUACACGUCGAUGAAUGAAAUACCAUUCAGUCAUAUAAUAGCGGAUGUGGAACAUGUUUUAGGUUCCAUACCCGACAAGGAAACUAGGGAUCGAACUCGAUGCUCCGCUGUGAAUGUGAUUCAGAAUUUCAUUCAUAGAUUCAACAACAAACAGCAGGACAUGUCGUCUCGCUUCCUGACACACGCCUGCACAGCCACUCGACGUUUCAUCAAAGACAAUCCCGAUGUGGUGAUUGUUGAAUCUGAUAAAGGCAAGCAAACAGUAUUGCUGUAUGAGAAGGACUACGAUUCCAAAAUGCGGGAAAUGCUAGCAGACCAACACACCUACGAAGUCACUGCAGCGAAUCCAACGUCGGGCUAUCAACGAAUGAACAACAACAUCGUGUCCAGACUUCGGAGUCUUUCGCUGAUUGUCUUUUUUGUCUUUUUUAAAACGGCAUACCAGCUCAAAACAAACGCAGCGCAAUGUCCCAGGAUAUAUGGAUUGCCGAAGGUACACAAACAAAACAUGCCACUUAGGCCAGUGGUAUCCAAUAUAGGAGCGCCGACGUACAUGCUGUCCAAAUACAUUGGAAAGAUACUCCAGGCGUCAAUCAACAGUAGCUACAACAUAAGGGAUUCGUUUUCGUUCUGCAGCUUCAUCAACUCGGUGAGGUUGCCAGACAACUAUGUUCUAGUCUCAUUCGACGUUACGUCACUGUUCACGUGCAUCCCACGUGACCUGGUGUCUAGAACCGUGAUUGAAAGGUGGCAGGAGAUCAGAGAGAAUACGGACAUAUGCUUAGAUCUGUUCCUAGAGAUAGUCGAGUUCUGUCUAGGAUGUAAUUACUUUUCAUACAAAGGGAAGUAUUACAAGCAGAUCUUUGGAACCGCGAUGGGUAGUCCCCUGUUCCCCGCAGUAGCAGAUCUGGUGAUGGAGUCUCUUCUCGAUAACGUCGUCGGGAAGAUUGACUGCCCAGUUCCGGUUCUAAAGAAAUAUGUUGACGAUUUGAUUCUUGCCCUCCCACCGGACAAGAUAGCAGAGGUACUCAACAUUUUCAACAGCUUUGAUCCAAACAUCCAAUUCACAUGUGAAAUGGAGCAGGAUGGGAAAAUCCCCUUCCUGGAUAUGACUCUAGUGCGAAAACACGACCAAACGAUUCGAACAGAAUGGUACUGUAAGCCCAUGGCGUCUGGUCGUCUAGUGGACUACCUAUCAGGACAUCCACUACACCUGAAAAUGAACACCGUCACGAACUUCAUUCACAGAGUCCGAGAGUUUACCACUAAUGCUCCCCGAGAAACAGCCAACCAAAUCAUUGACGAAACCCUCCGGAUCAAUCAUUACCCUACAUCGCUUCGUCAUCGACUUCUGAGCAGAAACACGAAUCGAACGUCAAUCAACACAACCGUGAAUGAAACACCGACCAUCUACAAACCGAUGCUGUUCGUGAAUGACCUUACUCAACGUUUGAGAAAGUCAUUUGAAGCCGUACUUCCCAACAUCACACUGGCACCGCGGUACGAGAACACCACCAGGAGGAUGUUCAACAACAUGAAAGACACCGUACCGAUGGAAAUGAGAAACAAUGUUAUAUAUCGCAUUCCUUGCCACGAUUGCGAUGCGAGCUAUGUCGGGUUAACAACAACCUUACUGAAGCAGAGACUCAGCAGCCACCGUACAACGAUGAAUCAGCUAGAGAGACUGCGUAACAACGGCAACAACGAUGCGACGACGGAGUACGAGCUGGAACGGUUGAAGGAAAAGACCGCUUUACUUCAACACAGCAUAGAACACGAUCAUAGGUUCGACCUGGAAAAAACAACAAUAUUGGAUCAACAUAGAAGACAGUCAGCCCUACCAAUCCUAGAAGUAUGUAGCAUCAUAAACACUCCCCGUACAGUAAACAAGAGAUCUGACAUUGACAGUUUAAGUUCAAUGUAUGUAGGAAUCUUACACACACUCAAAAAUCAACAGUCCAACUCAAGAAACACCACCACACACCAAACACACGAAUAGCUAAAAGAUUAGAUCCACACCAGUUACCUCCACUUAUUUCCCACAAUUUGUCCAAACAAUAUCCACCAUCGUUACAUGAACAAAAUGACCGUUGGUUGGAUAGUGAAGGUGUUUCCGAAUUCAGAUAUUUUUUUUAAAAAACGUUUUUUGUUGUUCAGAGAGUAUGUCAAGUGGUAGAAAAUGUGUAAAAAUGUGUAAAAGCCAUUUUAUAAUUUUUGUAGGAUUUUUGCCAACACUUUUUUGAAAUUUUAGACGGAUCAUGCUAAAACCGAGCCCACAAAACGAGAACGAUUGCAAGUUCUAAUUCCCUGAAGAAGGUGUAAUAAACACCGAAACGUCGGAUAAAGAACGAUA